UUGUACAUAUUUUAUUGUUACAAUUUCUUUGAUUUUCGCUCGACCGUUCUGCAAAAGUUAAAAUGAUUUGUUAUUCAGUUAUUUUAUAUCUCGCGCUAAUUUACUCAGGUAUAUACAUACACGCAUGUGUGCACGUAUUUCCGUGAUGCGCCAGCAGGUGACGUGAACUGCGUAAACGUCCUAACCUCACGUCUGUUGUUGCUCUCUCGAUCGAGCGAAAGGAUUGGAGCAAGUUUGUCGUAAUAUAUGAGUUUAUACGUAAGAUUUGGAAGACAGUGAAACGCGCUAAAUGACAAACGAGUCGACGGCGUUCCCAUAAAGGGAACGAGAAAAGGUGGCCUUCUCUCGGCGUCUAAAGUCACGUUCAAUCAAGUCUUCCAUCGACUAAGUCACACCAGGUGCAAUUAUGAGGUUUGGUAAAUUUCCGGAAUUUAAAUUCUAAUCCGUUUUCGCAGUUAGCAGUGUCGCGAUGACGUUGCCAAUGUAAAGGAAACGCGGUUUGAGGAACACAGUCAUGGAGAGCGCUCAAUCUUUGUACAUCAGCCUCUUCAGCGAGGAGAAGAGCGACGUCUUGAAGGAGCUGUUGCACGCGUGCGUCGACGAGAUCUGCGGUCGCCCAGGGCCGUCCUAUCGCAAGUUCGCCAACAGCAUGGACUGGAGCAGAGCGGAGUACGAAGGGGUUUACAAGCUAAUAUCGUCGUUGCUGCGGAAUCCCGUUUCUCUCCACACGGUGGAGGAAAAGAUGCCGCAAGAAUACCAUGAGUUACCCGAGCAAGUGCAACAGAACAUCCUUACUUGCUUGAAGGUGCGCAGGGAACAACUGACGGACGCUUUAUUGAAGGAACAUUGUAAGGCAAAACUGCCGACUGUGAUCGAUCACGAUUGGAGAUUGAAGUUGGUGAUGGGUUCAAGUAAGAUGGCUUCGUUAAGAGAAUCACUGCUCCAGGUCGAUCUCAUAGUGGAAGAUAAGGAAUCUCGACGUAUCAUAAAUUUGGAAUUGAAUAAAGACGAGCUGGAUACGAUGAUAAAUAGUUUAGAAAGGCUAUUGUGAUACUUUUUUAUAGAAAGGGAAAAUAACGUGUAUAUAACUCGUGUAUAUUAGUAUAAAGUUGCGAUAUCGAUGCAGGACACAGGUUUCUAAAACGAAAUAAAUACUCGCCGCUGA
This is a messenger RNA of Vollenhovia emeryi, 1165 nucleotides long. Its product is annotated as COMM domain-containing protein 8-like. NCBI's taxonomy places the organism in Eukaryota, Metazoa, Arthropoda, Insecta, Hymenoptera, Formicidae. The record is from RefSeq and is a predicted model, not a curated record. The coding region runs from base 515 to 1051 and encodes 178 amino acids. The transcript is spliced from 4 exons.